Molecule: messenger RNA, 690 nt
Organism: Racocetra fulgida
Lineage: Eukaryota; Fungi; Glomeromycota; Glomeromycetes; Diversisporales; Gigasporaceae
Source: the annotation of a GenBank genome assembly
UUAAUGUAUUAGAACAUGAAAAUACAUAUUCAACAUCAAAUUCCCCAACUAUAAUGUAUGAAACUGAUUCACAAUCUACUGUUGUAUCUGAAAUUGGCAAUAAGAAAAUACGAAAAAUUAGUGAUAUGAAAGAAGUGCAAGAGAUUAACAAUGAAGUAGAAGAAAUGCAAGAGGUUAACAAAGAAAUGCAAGAGAUUAAUAGUGAUGUAGAAGAAGCACAAAAAAUUAAUAACAAUAUAGAAAAAAUACAAAAGAUUAACAAUGAUAUAGAAGAAGUGCAAGAGAUUGAUAAGAUUAAUAAUGAUGUAGAAGAAGUGCAAGAGAUUAACAGCGAUAUAAAAGAAGCACAAGAAAUUAGCAGUGAUAUAGAAGAAGCACAAGAGAUUAACAACAAUAUAGAAGAAGUGCAAGAGAUUAAUAACAAUAUAAAAGAGGAAAUAAAUAAUAUUGUGAAAUGGCAAGAUAAUGAUAAUAUAUAUAACUUUGAAAUCAAACCAAAUUAUUUUAAAAAUAAUUAUAUUAAUAAAGCACCAGAAAUUAUUGAAAUUGUUAAUUCAGAUGAAGAAAGCUUUAGUAAAAAUCAAUAUUAUGCAGCACAAAUUGUUGAUUCUGAAAAAGAAAGCUUUAGUAAAAAUUGGCACUAUAUAGUGCAAGAAGGAAAAAUUGUUGAUUCUGAGAAAGAAAGCUCUA